AUGGGUGAUAAUACUGAAUAUUACGAACUAGAUUCUGAUAUUGAUACCAUUCUUGAUACAUCAGAGACUAUUGAGGAAGUUGUUGAGGAAGUUGUUGAGGAAGUUGUUGAGACACCUGAGAAAAAAUUUCAAGAAACCACAUGUGGUAAGAGUUACAAACAUGAUGGUUCAACUGGUAAUAUGAAACAACACCUUCAAAUGAAACAUGGAAUAUUGGAAUUGGAGGAACUCCAUACUGGUUUAGAAAAAUAUGUUCAACCAAAAAUUGAUAAUAUUUUCAAAAAAGUUAUUCCACAUAGUUCAUCCAAGCAAAAAGAAUUGAAAAAAAUUACAGCUGAGUGGUUGAUCACUGAUUCAUUACCUUUUAACGUUGUAAAUAAAAAAGGAUAUUUAAAAAUGAUGAAAACAAUUGAUCCUGCUUUCAACCCACCUUCCAGUAAAAGCAUAAAAAGUAGUCUUGCUGUUGCAUAUAACAAAGGCGUUUUACAAUUAAAGGAAUUGCUUUCAAGAACCUGUGAAACUGCUUCUAUAACAACUGACUUAUGGACAUCUCAAAGUAAUGAUGGAUAUAUUGGUGUGACUCUUCAUUGGUUAUCACCAGAUUUUGAAGUAUAUGAUGCAAUAUUGGCAGUUGAAAAAAUAGAAUAUCCACAUACAGGUGAACAUAUUAAAGAAUACCUAAAUGCAAAAGUUGAAGAAUUUGAAUUAUCUGGUAAAAUAGUUUGUGCAAUUACUGAUAAUGGUAAGAAUAUGAAAAAAGCAAUUAGAAUUUGGGAUGAUGUAGAACAUAUAUCAUGUUCUGCACAUACUCUUCAACUUACAGUUUUUCAUACCUUGAAGUAUAUUAAACCAUAUACAAAAAGAAUCAGAAAGCUUGUCAAGUUUUUCAAAUCUUCAAAACAAAGUCAACAACUAGACCAAGCACAAAUUGACUUAGCUCAAUGA
Molecule: messenger RNA, 945 nt
Organism: Entrophospora candida
Lineage: Eukaryota; Fungi; Glomeromycota; Glomeromycetes; Entrophosporales; Entrophosporaceae
Source: the annotation of a GenBank genome assembly